Molecule: messenger RNA, 3278 nt
Organism: Paramuricea clavata
Lineage: Eukaryota; Metazoa; Cnidaria; Anthozoa; Malacalcyonacea; Plexauridae
Source: the annotation of a GenBank genome assembly
AUGGAUGUACAAGUGAAAAGGGACUCUGACAUCCUUGCUCAAAUGAUUAGAAAAUACAAAAACCCUGCGUUCGACAUAAGAAAGCCUCUGAAUGUUGAGUUUGUUGAUGAAUUUGGAGUGGACAGUGGAGGCCACACGAGAGAGUUAUUUUGUCUGUUGAUGAAAAGGCUGACUAAGGGCCAAGCAGAUGGUAUAAAUCUGUUUGAAGGCUUGCAAGGACAUUUGUUGCCUCGUCACGACUAUGAUCUGCUAUCAGGGGGACUAUUUGUUUUAAUAGGAAAGAUGAUCCUUCACUCAGUAUUGAAUGGUUGCUGUGGUAUAUCAGGUUUAUCUCCUGCUGCAAUUGCUUACAUUUGUACAGGCAGACGUGAUGCUGCAGUUCAACACCUCUCACUUGAGGAUUUAUCAGAUCCUGUUUUACAGAAAACCUUUCAAGAGGUUUGUACAGAUCAAGCCAUAUUUUAAGUUUGCAUUGAAUUUAAACUAAUAAAUAACACUGGCUACAGUAGCCUGGUUUCUAUUUUUUCAGGUGGAAAUGGUACCCCAGUGAGACUGCCAAAUGGCGCAAAUUACUGCCAAAUUACUGGCAUUAGUGAUGAGGGGAGUAAGAUCGGGGGAGGGGGGGGGGCAAGACCCCCCAAGUUUUCAGAAAAAAGUGCCCUGUCUCGUGUGCACGUUUGAAAGUUGCCCACGUUUUAAAGUUUUUGGAAAAGUUAAUUUUUUUAUUUCUCCUGGGUUGUGAAAUUUCUUGCGGCUUGACUAAAGUGGCUCAACUUGAGCCACAGGAAUUGGGUGGGCACUGGUCGGAAAACGUUUGGUGAGUUCGCAGGCUAGGGCACAGAAUAAAGACAUCUAGAAGAUCGACUCAGCGUUGCUACGUUAGUGCGCUUAUGGGAGGUAUCCCCCCUGAACGUCCGCAAUUUUGAAUAUUAUCAGGGGGUGAAUGCCUCUCAUAAGCGCACUGGCUAGGAAAGAGGUUGCAGCAUUUUCUAUUCUGUGGCUAGGGCACUCUAUGCUUUAAUAUGGUCCGCUUCCGGUGCUUCGUUCUUUGCGUAUUUGUCUCGAUAUCAACUGCGUUUAGACUCUCGAUUGGGCGAUAAAAAUUUUAGAAUCUUCUUCAAUCCUGUGCUUUUUUACUUAUUUUCUAGAAAAGACUGUUCAUAUUAAGGCAUAGAGUGCCCUAGCGUUUCCUAGCCAGUGCGCUUAUGAGAGGCAUUCACCCCCUGAUAAUAUUCAAAAUUGCGGACAUUCAGGGGGGAUACCUCCCAUAAGCGCACUAACUAGCAACGCCGAGUCGAUCUUCUAGGUGUCUUUAUUCUGUGCCCUAGCCUGCGAACUCACCAAACGUUUUCCGACCGGCGCCCACUCAAUUCCUGUGGCUCAAGUUGAGCCACUUUAGUCAAGCCGCAAGAAAUUUCACAACCCGGGAGAAAUAAAAAAAUUAACUUUUCCAAAAACUUUAAAACGUUGACUUUUUUCUAAGCCUCGCAUGCCUCGCAGUUUGUCGAAAUCUUUGCAAACAAAGAAUUUGCACGUUUUAGGCAUGCCUCGUACGUUUUGACCAUGCCUCGCACGUUUUGACCAUGCCUCGCACGUUUUUCGUCACGCCUCGCAUGCCUCGCACGUUUUCCGCAUGCCUCGCAUCGUGCCUCGCUGCCUCGCACUAUAGUUAAACUCCUCUGAGUGUGUAUCCACACCGGGCGAGCUUGAAAAAUAUGCCCGGCCACGGUGGGAUUCGAACCUACGACCUUUGGAAUAGGUCGUAGGUUCAAAUCCCACCGUGGCCGGGCAUAUUUUUCAAGCCCGCCCGGUGUGGAUACACACUCAGAGUAACAUCACAAAUAUCAUGAAAUAUGUUGUUCAGAUUGCAUUUUGUAUGAUUGCAGUCCCGCCCCCCCCCCCAACAUUUGCGGAAAAUUUUUCAGGUGUCUUUUCAUUCCAAAAGUGCCUCUUGAAACCGCCCCCCCCGCCAAUCUUUUGAUGCUUCCUACGCCCCUGCAAGUGACCCUCAGCUUCAGGAUAUUAGUGACAAUUUUGCCUGAAAAUCUUUCAAUGAUUGUGGGACGAGAAUGCUCAUUAUCGUUUCUUCUACACUAGUACUGUUAGUCUGUCACAGCAUCAGAACAAGUUACUAUAUAGAAUACAGGGUGUCCCCCAAGCACUAAUUAAUAGAAAUAUCCUAUCGUUAUAAUUUAAAUGCUUGAACACAAUUGAAUUGAAUUUUUAAUUACCAGUUGCAAGAAAUCCUGUGCUUAACAUCAAUAGGAAAAUUUAUACAGUGUCACUUUUUUGGGGACACCCUGUAGUAUACAGUGCAUAUGUACUGUUCCAAAAGGGUGAUUUUCUAGAUAACAUUUCAGGUAGUGUAAAAUCUUUGACCACUAAUUAAUAUGUCCGAUAUAUAGAGAAUAAAUGUCCCCAGCCUUCAGUGAGGGAUGGAGGUUUGUGAACACAGACCGAUGUUAUCCUUAAGUAACCUCUUGUUCCUGUCUUCCAGCUCUUGUGUUGUAACAGUGCAAAGUUGGCAGAUUUCACUCUUCCAGAGUCUUCUCUUUGCAUUAUUGAAGAACUUCAAGCUGCUGGUUAUCCACACUUGGAAGUGACAGAGCAGAAAAGACAUUUUGCAUACGAAUGUUGCCUAGUUCAUGAGGUCAUCACAAAACGGUUACCUGCGUUGGAUGAUAUCAGAAAGGGGCUUGCUGAAGUUAAUGUGACUGGCAUCACCCUGCUUUGUCUGCUUGAAAGAUUCCCAGAAUUACAGGGUAGAGUUUUUCCUGCAUAUUCAAAUGAUGUAUCUGCUAGUGUACUAAAAAUGCAUUUACAGUAUUUUGAAUCAACUGAUGAGAAAUGUGUCCAGGCACAGCUGUGGUUUGACCAGUAUAUUGAUGAGUUGGGUAAAAGAGGUGAGUUUUAUGUACAUGUGUCAUUAGUAGAAAUAUUAUAAGUUCAUAUGAAAACUCUUGUGUGCAAGCUGACCUUACCUUUAUUUUAGUUUUUAAUACUAAAUAUUCCUAAAUUUGUUUGUAGACAAGGACUGUGACCAAGAAACCUUGAGUGAUCUGGUACAAUUCUGGACAAGUUAUCCUGCAUUACCUUCAACAACUGCACAAAAGUUAACUGUGGAUUACUUAGAAGAUCUUAGCACCAAAUUGCUGCCUGAAGUGAAGACUUGUCCAAUGGUUCUUUCAAUCCCAGUUGUUCAUUCUAACUACGAGAGCUUUAAAAAAUACCUUGAUAAGGGUAUUUCUUUUGCAAAAGAAGGCUUUGGAAAGAUGUAA